This is a messenger RNA of Zootoca vivipara (common lizard), 3385 nucleotides long. NCBI's taxonomy places the organism in Eukaryota, Metazoa, Chordata, Lepidosauria, Squamata, Lacertidae. The record is from RefSeq and is a predicted model, not a curated record.
CGGGGGGAAAGGGGGGGAGAGAGAUGCGCAACAUAUAAGCGGCAGCCGCAGCGUUGGACCGCAUCAGCAGCUCUCGGAGAGGGUGAAAACGGCGUCGCACCGGAUUCGAGUUGUUACAGAGGGCAGCGUCCUCUUGAAAUCCAGCAAAGAUGUGGAUGGUGUCUCCCCCUUCUGAUGAAGAAUCUCGCGAACUUUCCGGGAUUUGGAAACGCGACAAGGGCAGGGUGCAAAACACACCAGUAGGACACGUCCCUUCUCACACUUUCUCAAGAGUAGACCUUUCCCCCUUGGGGUUAUGAUAAACUAUAAUCUACUUUUUAGUGUUAGCGAGUAGGGCUGUUAGUUUGCUGUUGCUGUUGUUUUUUAAAAAAUGAAUUGUGAGCGGGGCUGGUCUUUAUAUUUAAAAUUGGGUGGGGAAGGAACAAGAAGAGAAGCAUCACUAAGAACAAGAUGCUUUUAAGAAACGUACUGUAUUGGUCACAGUGCUGGGAGACAAAAGCUAACGGGAUGGGCUAUGCCUUUGCAUGUGGGCUGCUGUUCGCUUCCUUCUCUGCUGAUACCUCAUCUUCUGCAAAACUUAAAAUGCUUCUUACUUUGCUUGGUAUAAAGCCAGCUUGGUACCUUUUGGGGGGGCGGGGAUCGCGCUUCCAGAUUUUUGCCUGCAUGGUUUUACAGUUCUGCAAAGCACCUUGCCACUGCGGACUUUUAAAGGCUUCCCUGGGUUGGGUUGGGCAGCAGUAGGUGCACCCAGGAAGCAAGAUUCACUGGCACGAUGUUUGCUAACCAGGUUUAAGGCUGAAGACUCACCUGGCUCAGCAGUUAGGGAGGUGAGGUAUACCCUAAAGCUGUACAAAGUUCUUCGCAGGGUGUACUUAUGGGUUCCCCCACCCCAAAGCAUGGGGAAAAACACACAACUUAAUGCAUGCCCGAUCUCUCAGGGGUGGCAUCGGUAAAAACCUCCCGGUACAGGACUGCCUUCAGAUGUCUUCUAAAAGUCAGAUAGUUGUUUAUUUCCUUGACAUCUGACGGGAGGGUGCCACCACUGAGAAGGCCCUCUGCCUGGUUCCCUGUAACUUGGCUUCUCGCAGGGAGGGAACUGCCAGAAGGCCCUUGGAGCUGGACCUCAGUAUCUGGGCAGAACGGUGGGGGUGGAGACGCUCUUUCAGGUAUAUUGGGCCGAGACCGUUUAGGGUUUUAGAGGUCAGCACCAACACUUUGAAUUAUGCCUGGAAACGUAUUGGGAGGGAAUGUGGGUUUUUCAGGACCAGUGUUAUGUGGUCUCGGUGGCCACUCCCAGCCACCAGUCUCUCUGCCGCAUUCUGGAUUAGUUGCAGUUUCUGGGUCACCUUCAAAGGUAGCCCAACGUAAAGCACAUUGCAGUAGUCCAAGCGGGAGAUAACCAGAGCAGGCACCACUCUGGCGAGACAGUCUGCGGGAAGGUAGGGUCUCAGCCUGCGUACCAGAUGGAGCUGAUAAACAGCUGCCCUGGAUACAGAAUUCACCUGCGCCUCCAUGGACAGCUGUGAGUCCACAAUGAUUCCCAGGCUGUGCUCCUGGUCCUUCAGGGGCACAGUUGCCCCAUUCAAGACCAGGGAGUCCUCCACACCCACCCAUCCUGUCCCCCAAAACCAAGACUUCUGUCUUGUCAGGAUUCAAUCUCAAUCUGUUAGCCGCCAUCCAUCCUCCAACCGCUUCCAGGCACUCACACAAGUAGAUCUGGCCUUCUCCUCCCAAAAGGCAUAAAUUCUGGGGUGGUGAUCUGCCCGGUCACCCCUCCACUCAGCUCCCAUUGGUCACUUCCCAACAUUCCCCUUAACGGGUUGGUGGAGGGCAGAUGGAAUGGAAUUUUAAUGUACCCAAUUUUAAUGCGUGCCCCUAUUCGGUAAUGUAUGCUCAGCACAUAUAGGGGACAUCUCUGCCGGGAUCUCCCCCUUUCUUGCUCACGCCUUCCUCUGCCGCCUUCCAGGUAUAUUCCAACACACCAAGAAGCUGUUCCUGAGCGAUCAGGCCGAACGGGCGCAGGCUCUGGAGUUCCUGCGCCGGAAUGUCGCCAACUCCAUCUCUAUGGCCAACCUGGUGAUGGGCCUCUCGUCUGUCCUUUGCAGUCUGAAUGGGCAAUAUAAUUAUGCAUGCUGGCUGGUCCUGAUCGGAUUUCUGCUUGACCUUGCGGACGGCGCCGUGGCCAGGCAGCUGAACGCUUGUUCUGCGCUGGGUGCCAAGCUGGACGAUUUUGCUGAUUUCACUUCAUUUGGGCUGGCCACCGCCCUUCUCCUGCAAGCCCACGGGAUCCUCGACGGGCUUCUGGUGAUCGUGUACGUCUUGGCUGUGUUCACGCGCCUGUGUUUCUUCUCUAGCGGGAUGCCCUUCAUGUACCGAGGGCUGCCCUGCCCCUACGGAGCAUCUGUGCUGGCAGCCACCUACCUCCUGACGGGGGGCAACCUGCUGGUGAUGCGUAUCAUCGCCAUGGUGAUGAUCUUGUUCAUGGUGGACCAGGGCUUCUACCCUCACGACAAGGUGUUGGAGUCUCAGCCUUGGAAGAAGGCCGUCUUCGCAGGAGGGAUCUUGAUGGUGAUGUUCUCUGCCACCUACUUUGCAUCGCUAUACUACCUGCUUUGGUCCUCGUCGUAUAUCUUCUUCCCAACUGCUCUGUGGAGCCACAGAGUCUAACCUUGCUUGCGUGGCGUUAUGCAUGGACGGACAGCAGCUUUUGCACCUUGCUGUAGGGCACAUGCCCAGUGGGGCCACUCCCUCCAGGACCCUAAAGACCAGCCUACCCAGCGUUAAUAUCCACACAUCGCUUAAAACCUUCCCUGGAAACCUUUCCACUGUCCUGACUAGGAACAGAACAGCUGCGAGGUCUCUGCCGUGGGUGAUCUGGCUAACACUCCCAAGCCUCACUUUUGGUGUAGAUAUGAAUAUACAAGUUCUUUACAUAUGUAUAUAGAAAGAGAAAAAGAUUUACAAUGAGUUCAGCUUUUUUAGAUUUCUAUUUUUUUAGUCCACAAUUUUACUCACUGGUGGUUGUUAAAAGAACUUGGCUUCCAAAUCUCGUCACUGGCUAACUUUUCCAGCUUCCCCCUCUUUGGACUAAUCCAAGGAUAGGUCCCUGCAGCCUCACCACAAAGUCGUCUUUAAAGAGAGCAUCAAAUUACCUGCAUGGAUCCUAGAUUUGCCGUUCUAAGAUUGGGUGUAUCAAAUACUUCUGCCAGGGAGCACUGUCAAUGUUUUUGUUUUAUUGAAAUAUUUGGAAAACUUAUUUCCUGUCCCCACACCCCCAGGGGAUGAUAAUGGAAAGGGAGUUGAUUUGUGUUACUAGAAAUGUACAUUUGAAACAAAUUGUUUUGUUUUGGCAUUUUUGUAAAAAUAAACUGUGAAAAACACUGUU